AUGCCACCCCGCCGAACACAUCGCCGCGGUCAAACUGUGGACUACGGCUCCUUUGGUCCACAGUCAAUUCUUGACCGACGAUGCGCGACAAACAAGGUCACUCAACUUCGGGACUUUUUUAACGAAAAAGCAGGUUUCUCACGACAAAUGCCUACCGAGCAGUUUGCGCCUAUGCCUCAACAUGAUCAGCGCUUCAUUUCGUCGGGUCUCCCCACACUACCAGAACAAUAUCAAUCAGCAUACAUGUGGAACCCGGAGGAGCUUCAGAAUAUGUACACAGCAGGUAGCUCUGCCACUUUUCCCUCUUCAAUUGCUCCCGCUCUUGCACGAUCUGCAAGUGACAACCCUACCUCCAACUCGGCUAUGAAACAAACCAUGUACCGCAUGCAAGAAGAGAGUCAACAACAUUCUCAAGCCCGGGAGCAGAAGCGCUGGGGAUCUUUCCCUCAGCAAUUUCAGUCAAGGAUGUAUAAAGAUCAGGCCAAUGGCUACGAUCAAACUAUGCAGCUCUCUGUUCAACCAGAGAGGAUCUCUCCUAAGAUCAAUCCCUACCUUUCAUAUACAUCCCCCAUCACCCCCGAUGCCACCCCCAUGAAGGGUUCUUUUGAUUUAUCCAUGUAUACCAAUGACCAGACCCCUAGCAAGCCCCAGAGUUUUUCUCACCCCCGGACACCUAUGACUGCUGAAAUGCAAAGAACCCAAUCUCUCGAAGAAAUGUCCGGAGAAAACGCCGUCCACCUGACUCAGAUGCCAUCACCUGCAACUUCUGUCGCCGACCAUGCCGAGCUAGCUGCUAUGCCAUCCCCCGUUCCUUGUGGAGUGUCACCUUACAAGAUUAGCGUGCCUCCUACACCCUCAGCUAGCAGGGGCCGUAAGCGUGCCUUAUCUCCCGCGUCAUCAUGUGGCCAAUCCGAGGAAGACAUGCCUGUCGAAAUUGAUGAGUUCGACCUCGACGCCCGCGUCAAAGCAUCUGUGAAGGAAAGUUCGGUAUCCAGUGAUGAGAUCGCUCAGUAUAUCUCCGGCCCGGACCCUAAAGACAACAAAUGGGUCUGCACUUUCUCCGGCUGCCACUGUCGUUUUGGUCGCAAAGAGAACAUCAAGUCCCACGUCCAGACCCACCUCAAUGACCGUCAGUAUGUAUGUGACCGAUGUGGAAAAGAUUUCGUUCGUGGACACGACCUCAAGCGUCAUCUGAAGACCCACUCCGGAAAGAAGCCCUUCGCCUGUGCUUGUGGUGCUAGCUUUGCCCGUCAAGAUGCUCUCACCCGACACCGCCAACGUGACAUGUGUGUUGGAGGCUUCACCGGGUUUGUUCCGAAAACCACCAAGCGCGGCCGCCCACCAAAGAAGAGCCGUCCCGAUAUUGAAACCCGUCAGAUCAAGUCUACUCGUACCCGUCAACGCGUUGCUCAACAGUCCGCCCCCGUUAUGCAGAUGAAGAUUGAGAGCAAUAUGCUCAACGAACAGCCAAUGUUCAACUCCCCCAACUAUGCCCCGUCUACUUCUAUGUCAGAAUUCACUCCGCCAACUUCCCCUGGUGCUGGUAUCGGCCGCGAUUCACCCAUCCCGUCAAGUAUUCCGAUGAACACCCAGCAGUUCGAGGACGACAUGCUUCCCUUGCCCCUGUCCCCACCUCAGAUGGCCCACACCCGAUAUGCUCGCGCCAUGGAACAAUUCGAUGCCAACAACUCAGCCUCCUCUCGUGACUGCUUGUAUAGUGAUCCUCUCUCCCCCUACGACAUGUCCUCACCGCACUCUGCGCCAACCCUCGCAGGGUCGACAGUGGGCUCUGAGAUUGAUGUCUUCAUCUCCCAGGACCCCACUGAGCAGUUGCAACAAGAAUUCAAGAUGGAGGACUUUGGAUCCAUCAGCUCUCAAAGCUACAACCUCCCAAGUAGCUAUGCCUACGUGGACACUGCAGAAUUUGGCAUCGGCUCCGGAAUGUACUCCGACGCCCCUGGAAAGACUAUCUCUGGUUUCAGCGCUCUCGAAAUGGACCCCUACUCCGACCAGAUCGAUUCCCUUUCCAGUGAAUUCCUGGUCGACCCUUGA
Messenger RNA from Penicillium odoratum, 2052 nucleotides. RefSeq names its product putative C2H2 transcription factor (Swi5) (gene ace2). Gene Ontology annotation, cellular component: nucleus. The transcript is spliced from 2 exons. Gene Ontology annotation, biological process: regulation of transcription by RNA polymerase II. Gene Ontology annotation, molecular function: DNA-binding transcription factor activity, RNA polymerase II-specific; RNA polymerase II cis-regulatory region sequence-specific DNA binding. The coding region runs from base 1 to 2052 and encodes 683 amino acids. Lineage: Eukaryota; Fungi; Ascomycota; Eurotiomycetes; Eurotiales; Aspergillaceae. The record is from RefSeq and is a predicted model, not a curated record.